AGAAAAAAACAAACUACUACUACUGCUGCUGCUACAAACUUGGUCGGCCCAGCACUAGAAAUUAAUUGAAUAAAGUACUCUACUGCUACUACUAUGAGUUAUGAACCUCACAUUUCAGAAUUACUACUAGAAAGCAGCUACGAGUACUCUUCUUCUUCUUCAUCGGUUGCACCCUCGCCCGGGCUUAGUAGUGCUCGACCGUACCCAAACCGAGAAGUACCAUUCGCCGCCCGUCCCGAGAAGCCGGGCCCGGGACCCAAGAAGGUGACCAAGAGGAUCGCCCGGGACGGCAGCAAGCACCCGGUCUACCACGGGAUCCGGAAGCGGACCUGCGGGAAAUGGGUGUCCGAGAUCCGCGAGCCGGGGAAGAAGUCCCGCAUCUGGCUCGGCACGUUCCCCGAGGCGGAGAUGGCGGCCCGCGCGCACGACGCGGCCUCCAUGAGCCUCAAGGGGGACGACGCGGUCCUCAACUUCCCCGGGCUGGCCGGGGCCCUGCCCCGCCCGGCUUCGCUCUCGCCCCGCGACAUCCAGGCGGCGGCGGCGAAAGCGGCUGCGAUGAGAGAUCUCAACGCGCCGUCGCCAACGGAGCAGCCUUCGUCGGCAUUGUUGUCGUUGGUUUGGGGGACGGAGAUGUCGAGUUCUGAUGAGCUGUGUGAGAUCGUUGAGUUGCCGAAUUUGGUGACGAGCUACUCGGACAACUUGAACAGGGAGGUUGUGUGCGUGGACUUGGUGGACGGGUGGGAGUAUCCUCCGCCGCCGUGGAUGGACGGCGGCGAUGAUGACUGUGAGACUGCGGUGGCGGAGACGGUAAUCCAAAGUAGCUUCGAGUCUGUGUUGUGGACUUAUGAUCAGUACUGAAAUUACGGUGUAUACCCAAAUGCCGUCACCAAAGUAUCAGUGGUUUUAUAUAACCCUUUUUUUGGUUAAAUUAUCUUCUCUAUUAUCUUUCUUCUUUUGGAUUGGCUUGGAUCCUUAUUUAUAAGGGAAAUGAAAAGAAGGGAAACUUAAGAAAUUUCCUUCUCCUAUCCUUGUUUGGUUUGAGAAGAAAAUAAGAGUAUAAUAUUUUUUUGCAUAAUAAAA
Rhododendron vialii is the source of this 1080-nucleotide messenger RNA. RefSeq names its product ethylene-responsive transcription factor TINY-like. The record is from RefSeq and is a predicted model, not a curated record. NCBI's taxonomy places the organism in Eukaryota, Viridiplantae, Streptophyta, Magnoliopsida, Ericales, Ericaceae. Gene Ontology annotation, molecular function: DNA binding; DNA-binding transcription factor activity. Gene Ontology annotation, biological process: regulation of DNA-templated transcription. Bases 94 to 858 code for a protein of 254 amino acids. The transcript has a single exon.